Molecule: messenger RNA, 2373 nt
Organism: Dicentrarchus labrax (European seabass)
Lineage: Eukaryota; Metazoa; Chordata; Actinopteri; Moronidae
Gene: sdad1
Product: SDA1 domain containing 1
Exons: 22
Coding region: 123-2186 (687 amino acids)
Biological process (GO): ribosomal large subunit biogenesis; ribosomal large subunit export from nucleus
Cellular component (GO): nucleolus
Source: RefSeq, a predicted model, not a curated record
CGGAUGUGACGUCUGGACCGCGCGUUAAAUGGCAGCCUGCACAUUUGCCACGCUUGCCUUGUAAAAACCUGAUGUUUUUUUUUUUUUAAUUCUCAACGUAUUCGGAAAAAUCCUCUUAAACCAUGUCCGGGCGACACAACAACAAACUGCCCAACAACCUGCCGCAGCUGCAGAAUCUCAUUAAGAGAGACCCACAGUCGUACGUAGAGGAGUUCCAGCAGCAGUACCGACACUAUCAGUCCAAUGUACAGAUCUUCAAACUGCAGCCUGACAAGCCGAACAAGGAGCUGGCAGACCUCGUCAUGUUUCUUGCUCAGGUGGGUCACUGCUACCUGCAGCAGCUGUCCACCUUUCCACAAGAGCUGUCUCAGUUAUUGUUGAGUCACCACACAGUCCUAGAGCCAGACCUAAGAAUGACCUUCUGCAAAGCGCUGAUUCUUCUGAGGAAUAAAGAUCUGAUCGACCCCACUGGCCUCCUGGAGCUCUUCUUUGAGCUGCUGCGAUGUCACGACAAACUUCUUAGAAAGACUCUGUACACGCACAUUGUUGCAGAUAUCAAAAACAUCAAUGCUAAGCACAAAAACAACAAGGUUAACACAACGUUACAGAACUUCAUGUACACCAUGCUGAGAGACAGUAAUCCCAUCGCAGCAAAGAUCUCUUUAGAUAUAAUGGUGGAGCUAUACAAAAGGAACAUAUGGAAUGAUGCCAAAACUGUUAAUGUCAUUACAACAGCGUGUUUCUCCAAGGUGACGAGGAUCCUUGUUGCGGGUCUUAAAUUCUUUCUUGGCAAAGAUGAAGAUGAGAAAAAUGACAGCGAUUCAGAUUCCGAGGCGGAGGGACCAUCAGUCCGAGACCUGAAGGUGAGAUACUCCACUGGCAAGAAAACCACCAAAAACAAGAAGAAGAUGGAAAAGGCGAUGAAAGUCCUCAAGAAACACAAGAAAAAGAGAAAACCAGAGGUCUUCAAUUUCUCUGCUGUUCACCUAAUCCACGAUCCUCAAGAUUUCUCUGAGAAACUCUUGAAGCAGUUGGAAGACUCUAAAGAGCGCUUUGAGGUGAAGAUCAUGAUGAUGGAGCUCAUAUCCAGACUGGUUGGAAUCCAUGAGCUCUUCCUCUUCAAUUUUUAUCCCUUCGUCCAGAGGUUUCUACAGCCCCAUCAAAGAGAGGUGACAAAGAUUCUCCUGUGUGCCGCCCAGGCUUCCCAUCAACUCGUCCCGCCAGAGAUCAUUGAGCCCGUGAUCAUGACCAUCGCCAACAACUUUGUGACCGACAGGAACUCCGGCGAGGUCAUGACUGUUGGUAUCAAUGCCAUCAAGGAAGUGACCGCCCGCUGUCCGCUCGCCAUCACUGAAGACUUGCUGAAGGACCUGGCCCAGUACAAGACCCACAAAGACAAGAAUGUGAUGAUGUCUGCCAGAGGACUGAUCCAGCUGUUCAGGAGUCUUAACCCACAGAUGUUGCACAAGAGGGACAGGGGGAGACCCACAGAGGCUUCGGUAGAGGCCAAGAUCAAAGACUAUGGAGAGCUCGAGGCUAAAGACUACAUUCCUGGAGCUGAAGUCCUUGAGGUGGAAGUGGAGAACAAAGAGGGAGAGGAGGAUGGAGAUGGCUGGGAGAGUGCCAGUAUUAGUGAUGAUGAUGAAGACGGGGAGUGGGUGGACGUCCACCACUCUUCUGAUGAAGACACAGGAGAAGUGGCGGAGAAGCUUCAGAGUAUGCCGGCCGAGGAAAGAAAAGCCAAAGCGGCGGCGGUCAGCGGCAGCAGGCUCCUCACUCAAGAGGACUUCAAGAAGAUCCGUAUGGUCCAGUUGACCAAAGAGGUCAACUCUGCACCGGGCAAGGGCCAGAAGAGGAAGAUAGUGGACAGUGACGACGAGGGUGACAGCAGAGGGGAGGUGCUGACUUUGAGGAAUAUUGAGAAACUGCACAAGAAACCAAAAGCAGACAAGGAAACGCGCCUGGCAACAGCAAUGGCGGGACGAACCGACAGGAAGGACUUUGUCAAGAAACAUACCAAGCUGAACCCACAUGCCGGCACCAGCAACAGGGAGAAGAGGAAGACUAAGAACUUCAUGAUGAUGAGACACAGUCAGAAUGUCAGAACCAAAGGCAAACGCUCCUUCAGAGAGAAACAGAUUGCUCUACGGGAAGCACUCCUGAAGAAGAAGAAGCAGUACAAGUAGGAGGACGUGGACAUAAUGUUACAUUUGCCUCUCGAUGACCAUCCCAAACCCGAACUUCGACUGUGUAUAAUAAUAUUGUACAUCCUUCAAGUAGCCUGUAAAACUUGGUUAGUUUAUUAAUGUAUAAUCUUCAGAUGAAAUGCAUACAUUUACACUGUUCUGAAAUAAACUAUCUUUGAUAAUUGUG